Molecule: messenger RNA, 2298 nt
Organism: Solanum verrucosum
Lineage: Eukaryota; Viridiplantae; Streptophyta; Magnoliopsida; Solanales; Solanaceae
Exons: 3
Coding region: 238-1968 (576 amino acids)
Molecular function (GO): zinc ion binding
Source: RefSeq, a predicted model, not a curated record
CUCAGUUGACACAUCGAAUUAGGGUUUCGAAAAAUCGGCAACGGUGACCGGAAAUCCCCAAAUCAAUCUCCGACGCCUGCCAAUUUACUGUUUCUCAGCUCAUAGCCGCCGUAUACUACUCCGAUUUAGGUUUGGAUACAUUGGCUGCUUUCUUCAGUUCCUUCACAUGUCAAUUCCCAAUAAGUUAAGUGGGGACUUUAGCCAUUUAAAAGUGGCGAUCUCAUAGAUUGCUAUUCCAUGGAGGAUCAAAGCAUUUUUGUUGGCCAAGAGUUUCCUGAUGUCAAGGCCUUCCGCAAUGCAAUUAAAGAGGCUGCUAUUGCACAACAUUUUGAGCUUCGCAUAGUAAAAAGUGACCUGAUUCGCUACAUUGCAAAAUGUGCCUCAGAAGGUUGUCCAUGGCGUAUUCGUGCUAUUAAGCUUCCCAAUGCUCCUACCUUUACUAUAAGAAGCCUUGAGGGAACACAUACUUGCGGGAAAAAUGCACAAAAUGGACAUCAUCAGGCUUCUGUUGAUUGGAUAGUAAACUUCAUAGAGGAGCGUUUGCGUGAUAACAUAAAUUACAAGCCAAAAGACAUUUUGCAUGAUAUCUAUAAACAGUAUGGGAUAACUAUACCAUAUAAGCAAGCUUGGAGAGCCAAGGAAAGAGGGCUGCAAGCUAUAUAUGGAUCUUCCGAAGAAGGGUACUGUCUAUUACCUGCAUAUUGUGAGCAAAUUAAGAAGACAAAUCCUGGAAGUCAUGCUGAGGUUUUUACAGCUGGUUCAGAUAGUCGGUUUCAGAGGUUCUUCAUUUCCUUUUAUGCUUCUCUUCAUGGGUUCCUGAAUGGUUGCUUGCCUGUUAUUUGUCUUGGUGGUAUCCAGCUUAAGAGCAAAUACUUAGGUACUUUACUAUCAGCAACUUCUUUUGAUGGUGAUGGUGGAGUGUUUCCGCUUGCUUUUGGUGUUGUCGAUGAAGAAAAUGAUGAUAGCUGGAUGUGGUUCUUGUUAGAGUUACGCAAAGCUCUAGAGAUGAGCACUGAGAAGAUACCACCUCUUACUUUUCUGUCUGAUGGACAGAAAAGUAUUGCAGAUGCUGUGAAAAGAAAGUUUCCCUCUUCUUGUCAUGCAAUAUGUAUGCAGUACCUGAGUGAAAGCAUCAGUAGUGAUUUCAAGAACUCAAGGCUUGUGCAACUCCUGUGGAAAGCUGCGUAUUCCACGUCCACCAGGGGGUUUAAAGAGAAAAUGGCUGAAAUUGAGGAGGUUUCUUCAGAUGCCGCAACGUGGCUUCAACAGUAUCCUCCUUCACACUGGGCAUUAAUACAUUUUGACGGAACAAGAUAUGGUCAUUUCUCUUCAAACAUUUAUGAGUUCAAUAAAUGGAUUCUUGAAGCGCGUGAGCUUCCUAUUAUUCAGGUGAUUAAACGUAUUCACUGUAAGUUAACAGAAGAGUUUGAGCUUCGGCGAUCAAGGAGUAGCACAUGGAGUUCUACCCUUUCUCCAUCUGCUGAGAAACGCAUUAUGGACGGAAGAACUCAUGCUUCCACAUAUCAAGUGCUAAGGUCAGAUGAAGUUGAAUUUGAAGUUAUCUCAGCAGAGCGUUCAGACAUUGUGAAUACAGGUACCCGAUCUUGUUCUUGCCGUGAUUGGCAGUUGUAUAGGAUACCAUGUUCUCAUGCCGUUGCUGCUCUCACAUCAUAUAAAAAGGAUGUGUAUGCCUUCACAGAUAAAUAUUUCACUGCAGCUAGUUAUCGCGAGUGUUAUAGUAAAGAGGUACACCCCAUCCCUGAUAAACUUGAAUGGUCUAGAACCCGACUAGUCCGACCACCCAAGUUCCGUCGCCCACCUGGACGACCUGAAAAGAAGCGAUUAUGCGUGGAAGAUCUUAAUCUUAAUCGUGAAAAGCAUACUGUCCACUGUAGUAAGUGCAAUCAAACUGGACAUUACAAGACAACCUGUAAAACAGAGGUUGUUCAAAGUACACAACAGUUCUAGAUGUAUAGCCACCCCAAUCCCCUUUAUUUUCUUUCGAGUUGAAAAGUUCUCGAGGAAGGUUCAAAACGAUGGUAAUGGACCCGUCCCUCUACUCUCUGCCACUAGGGUUAGUGCCCUUUCUCGAAGUUUUUCAUUAUCUUUUUAGGUUCCUCUCUUGGAAAUAGAAUUAGAAAAUAUUGUAGAAAGAUGUAAGAUUAGAGAUCUCAACUAGCUUCAUAUAUUGUAAAAUAGGGUUUGCUUAUUAUAACCCAAUAACUCUUAUCUCAGUGAUUGUGAGGAAAUGUGUUUUAUACUUUAUUUGGUUUCUGUUAUCAAAAGCAAAUUCUUAUA